Messenger RNA from Ctenocephalides felis (cat flea), 780 nucleotides. RefSeq names its product forkhead box protein D3-like. Lineage: Eukaryota; Metazoa; Arthropoda; Insecta; Siphonaptera; Pulicidae. Gene Ontology annotation, biological process: regulation of transcription by RNA polymerase II; cell differentiation; anatomical structure morphogenesis. Bases 58 to 780 code for a protein of 240 amino acids. The transcript is spliced from 2 exons. The record is from RefSeq and is a predicted model, not a curated record. Gene Ontology annotation, molecular function: RNA polymerase II cis-regulatory region sequence-specific DNA binding; DNA-binding transcription factor activity, RNA polymerase II-specific.
GAUCUCCGAUCAGACUUAGAACCAUCCAAUUCUUCAAACAUAGCAUCUGAUCUUCCCAUGUCUCCCGAAGACAGUCAUCAAGACUUAUCUGGUCCAGAUGUAGAACCUGCCUCAGGAACAUCUUCAAAUUCAACUUCUGCUACUGUUAAACCGCCAUAUUCAUACAUAGCUCUGAUAACGAUGGCAAUUCUGCAGUCACCUCAUAAGAAAUUGACACUGAGUGACAUAUGUGAAUUUAUAAUGUCAAGGUUUCCGUAUUAUCGAGAAAAGUUUCCAGCUUGGCAGAAUUCUAUCAGGCACAAUCUCAGCCUGAAUGAUUGUUUCGUCAAAGUACCGAGAGAACCUGGCAAUCCAGGUAAGGGCAACUAUUGGACCCUAGACCCUCUCGCCGAAGACAUGUUCGACAACGGCUCUUUCUUGCGCCGCAGAAAGCGCUACAAACGUCCUCCAGUCGGUGGUGGAAAUUGCAUAGGUCCUUCUCACCUCAGUUUUCUGGAACCAUACCCAGUUCCACCUUUACAAUACCAUCCCGUAUAUUCCCCUUAUUUACCAAUUUUACCACUUUGCUAUAGUUCCACUUUAAUCAAACCUGUUCCUUUGAAUGCCAAUGGCACACCAGCUCCAAGUGGAGAUACCGCUCAUUAUUUGAAUUCAAGAAGAAGAGUUGGAUUUAGCAUCGAAAGUCUAAUUGGAUCUCAAGCAGAAUCCACAAGGAGCAGUAGUAAGAGGAGCGUUUCUGCGUUUUCUCCAAUGAGUGGUACUGAUCCAGAGUGGAGUUGA